Phyllopteryx taeniolatus (common seadragon) is the source of this 2255-nucleotide messenger RNA. It is a transcript of the gene txnipa, whose product is annotated as thioredoxin interacting protein a. The transcript has 6 exons. Gene Ontology annotation, molecular function: ubiquitin protein ligase binding. Gene Ontology annotation, cellular component: cytoplasm. Gene Ontology annotation, biological process: protein transport. The coding region runs from base 130 to 1299 and encodes 389 amino acids. Lineage: Eukaryota; Metazoa; Chordata; Actinopteri; Syngnathiformes; Syngnathidae. The record is from RefSeq and is a predicted model, not a curated record.
CUCCGCGUGAGCAGCUGGGGCGAGUUGGGACAAACUCGCGAGCCUUGUUGACGUCGCGCUUAUAAGACCAAGCUAGCGGCUCCGAGCCACACUUUUUAUACUUGUCGUCGUUUGUCCUCGCAGGCAAACAUGGUGGCGAUGAUGAAGCGAGUGAAACUGUUCCAAAUUGUUUUAACGGACUCGAAGACGUUCUAUUGCGGCGGGGACAGGCUGUCGGGGCGCGUGGAAGUGGAGGUGAACGAAGUGACGCGCGUGUCCGCGCUCAGGCUUCUCGGCUUGGGAUGCGCCAAAGUGGAAUACGCCAAGGGCAAGCAGCGCUGUCGACAGGAGGCCGAGUACCUCCGACACGAAGCCGUUUUGCGCCUUGAGGAGCAGCCGACGGACUCUGACGGCUCGGUUUUGCUGAGGCCAGGCAACAAGUACGAAUACAACUUUGGAUUCGACCUACCUCAACAAGGGAAGCUGGUGUCGUCUUACAAAGGCAAGUUUGGGUAUGUCCACUACUAUGUAAAGGCCAAGCUUGAGAGACCGCAGCAGCCCACCCUUGAGUGCAAGAAACACUUUGAAGUGGAGGAACCUCUAGAUGUCAACACGCCAGACCUGCUGUGUCCUACAGGGGGUAUGAAAGAGAAGAAAGUCACCUGCAUGUUCAUCCCAGACGGCCAGGUGUCGCUCAACGCCAAAAUCGACCGACGCGGGUUUUGCGAGGGCGAGGAUAUCUGCAUCAACGCCAAGUUCGAGAACACGUGUUCGCGCAUCGUGGUUCCCAAGGCCGCCAUCAUCGCCAAGCACACCUACCAGGCCAACGGCCGCACCAAGUUCUUCCGCCAGAAGCUGUCGUCGGUGCGAGGGAACCACAUCAUCUCCGGAAUGUGUGACGCUUGGCAGGGCAAAACCAUCCGGGUGCCAAAGAUCAAACCGUCAAAGCUGGACUGCGACCUAAUCCGCAUGGAGUACGCGUUAAUGAUUUAUAUCCACAUCCCCGGGAGUGAAAAGCUGAUCUUGGAGCUGCCUUUGGUCAUCGGGACCGCCGGUCUGGGCAGUCGAAGCAGCAGCGUGAGCAGCCAGGACGGUUCGGUCAGCUGGGUGUCGCUCUGCAUGCCCGAGCUCCCCAGCUACGGCGACGUCACCAGCGACAUCCGAAUGGAUCAGCCGCUCACGCCGCUCCUGGAUGCCUUCGACGGCGACGACAGCCCCAUCUUCAUGAACGCCCCGUCGUUCUGUUUCCCGCCGCCUCCGGUGUACACAGAGACUGAGGAGGAGUUCAACAUCAAUGCUCACAUGUUGCCAGUGUGCUGAAGUGCAUCAGCGUUUUGGACAACUGUGCUCCAGCUCUCAGACACUGUUAGACUAAGGCUAGUGGAAAAGAGAAAGAAGCUCCCAAGCAUUGGGAGCUGCGGUGGACACGAAACGUGCUUGGCCGUCGUGCGGGCUGUUCUCUCUGCACUCGGCCACCCGAGUCUUCCGCUGCGGGGCCGAGAGCUGGCGAGCGUGCAACGCUCCACCUCUCCUGAACAAGAUGUCCCAAUUCUAUCUGUUGGCGGUCACUUUAUUGCUUGAUUACGGUGGCAGCCCCAACUGCGUGCUGUUCGAUUCUGGAGCGGGUUUAGUUCCUCACCAUGCGUUGUCAUUCCAGGGUCAUCAAUAGACAAACCCUCCUUUUGCCUGUUACUCUUAGCAUUUGUUUGGGGCUUGGAAAGGAUUACUCUUAAUGGUAGAUGAAUCUUGCCUGGAUGCUGACAGAACCUCAUUGUUCUAUAUUUCUUUUCAUGAACAUAUUUGUUUGGAGAGGUUUGCUGUUGAAGGUUGUUGCACUUUUUCGAUGCAUUUUGCUGUACUACUGCCUGAAGUGCUUUUUAUUUGAAUCUGAUGUGGAAUUUUCGGUGGUUAAGACUUGUGGUGGAACCUUACAUUAGCUUUGCAAACCCACAUGCACUUUUCUAUACCCUGUCAGUGCCAAACAGGAUUUUGAAAGGUCACAUACUAUCGAUCUACUUGCCAUAAUUAUUUUAAACUCAACAUUUUAGUUAUUCAAUGUUGGGAUAAUGGAGGGGGAAAAAAACACCUGAUCUGUACCUGAUUUUCUGUUGUCGUAGACAACAUUUCACUUGUAGAUCCUUGCUGUUUUUGUUUCACAGCUUCCUGUCUUCAGGACACAAAACCAAGACUGAUUUGUAAAAACAAGUGUGUUUGGAUUAUGCAUCUUUGAUACUUGUAUUUUUUUAUGUUUUUAUAAUAAACUCAUUUUUGAAACA